Glossina fuscipes is the source of this 3475-nucleotide messenger RNA. Its product is annotated as U2 small nuclear ribonucleoprotein auxiliary factor 35 kDa subunit-related protein 1. The transcript is spliced from 6 exons. Lineage: Eukaryota; Metazoa; Arthropoda; Insecta; Diptera; Glossinidae. Gene Ontology annotation, biological process: mRNA splicing, via spliceosome. Gene Ontology annotation, molecular function: pre-mRNA 3'-splice site binding; metal ion binding. The record is from RefSeq and is a predicted model, not a curated record. Gene Ontology annotation, cellular component: spliceosomal complex; U2AF complex. Bases 244 to 1815 code for a protein of 523 amino acids.
GACAACAACAGUAAACUUAAAAUAAAAUCUCACAUUACUAAUAUUAUCAACUCAUAAGAUAAAUUUUCAGCUGUUUGCUAAAAAACAGCGAACAGGAAAAUUUUUUAAUCAUUUUCAGUUCCUGUGCAAUUUAAGUGAAGAGGUGUUUAUACAAAUAGUAAAACUUUAAUUCAGCUUUUUUCUGCUGAUUUUUAAUCCAUAAUAAAGGCUGGAUACUUUUUGUUGUGAGAAAGCCCAAAGAAAAUGUCGGGCGAUGUUUCCAUAAACACUUUGCGGUUAACUGUUCAUGGUAAUGACUUACCUAAUAGUGAUGUUGGCACUAGAAGAACUUGGCGUAAGAUGGUUAAAAAGUUACAACGCAAGAAGCGAAGGCAAAAGCAAGCCAAAGAGCGUGAUAGGUUAUUGGAAAUUGAGAAUUUGCAGAAGCAAAAUGAUCCCAUACAAAAAAGCCGUCUAGAACAGCAAGAAGAGGUGGAAAUGAUGCAACUUCAAAAAGAAGAGAAGGAGCAUGAAGAGCAGGAAGAAGCCUGGUUGAGAAGAGAACUUUUAGCUCAGCAACGGUUCAGACAACUAGAGAAACUGCAAAAGGCUCAAGAGGCAGCCCACGAAGCUCUGCGUUUACAGAGAGAAGCUGAUUUGCAAAAACGCGAACAAGCGCUUCUAUUGAAGAAGGCUGCAGAAGAACGUUUAAUUAAAUCACUGAAUAAAGAAUUUGAGGACACAAUGCGUGUAAUGGAUGACUACUUAACUGAGACGAUAAUAAAAACUCCCCCCAAACUCAAGGUUCUUAUAGAAACCGCUCCGGAUAGGAGGAUGUGUGAAUUCUUUGAAAGGACCAAUUGUUGUCGUUACGGUCUUUGUUGUAAUUUCAAUCACAAAAGGCCUUUACUGGCAAAAAUUAUCAUAAUAAGAAAUUUUUUUAGUCAUCCACUACUUAGGCAAACAGAAAAUCCAGAGUAUUUCAACGCUGAUGAACAAUUGGAGUUUAACGAGGAUGACUUAAAAAAAACUUAUAAAGAAUUUUGCGACGAUGUUUGGCCGGAGAUAGAAAAGUUUGGCGAGAUACUAAAUUUCAGAGUCACUCGUAAUGUGCAAGACCAUUUGAGGGGUCACACAUUUGUAGAAUAUAAAAACAAGAGAGACGCAUUAAAAGCCUUUGUUAAUCUGCAAGGACGAUAUUACGCUUGCCGACGCUUAUGUGUAGAAUUCUCCAAUAUUCGGCAUUGGCGUAUGGCGGUCUGUGGUUUAUCUUUGGCACAUAAAUGCUCUAAAGGUCCGCAAUGUAAUUAUUUGCAUUUGUUUCAAAAUCCAGGCAACAAAUACAAUCAGACUAUAGAGCCUAUGGUAAGAACACCGAAUGUGGUUCCAAAUCUCAAUAAAGUAGAGAUAACGCCUUUAUUAAGUUGGAAAGACAUAGAAACGAAAAGUGUUUAUGCGGAAAGAUGUAGAAAUUGGCGAUGGUCAGAGAGCCCGGAGAUAGAAGUAGAGGCGAAGAAAUGUUGCGGAGGCAAUGGCAUCAGUCACAAAAGCGAAAACCUUUCAAAACCAAUUAAGGAAAAACAUAAAAGUAGCAAAAGUGACAGGAAGGAGACUAGUAAAUCGUCAAAGACCAAACAUAAAAGACGAGAAAGGAGCAGAAGCAGACGUGAAAGCCGUAAUAAAUAUACCCUGCCAAAAAGUGAACUACCUCACAGAAAAUGGAACAAAGCGAAAAGCUCUGGUAGAGAAACUUCUAAAACCUUAGAGAAACAGCCGUCAAAGAGAAAGAGUAACAUAAGUAAAAGUCAUCAUAAAUCAAGAAGUGAAGAGAAGUAGUCGUGAAAGCAGUAAAAUGAAAAGAAUACGAUUAAAUAUAUCCCGCUAUUAUUAUUAUUGCCCGAAGCAAUGAGAAGAGUAAUUUGCAGCUCUUCAAAAGGUGGUAAUUGCCUUAUGUAUUAUACAAAAUAGUGACGAACAUGUUACAUGUUGAAAUUUUUAUUAAUUUCUUUUACUCUCCCAGUUUCAAGCUAGAUAAAAUGUUUCUAAUAGUUCGACAUAUUUCGAUAGUAAGAGAUAUGUUAAGUUGCAGGCUUCAGCAGAUGCCAGCUGCUUUUAUAGUUUUAUCUUUUUUCUUAAUGUUUCAUUUAAAUUUGCGCAUUUUUUUUUAAAUGGCGAUCAUCGUUCAAUGCGCUCUGUCAGUUGGGUUAAAUCUGGCGACAAUAAGUUUGCUGUCGCUGAGAGCAAAUUUGCCUUAGUAUUGAGUAUAAACCAAGCAAGUUGCCACAAAUCUCUUUCUUAGAGUUGUGUUUGUAAAAAAGCAGCUGUUAGAAAAUCAGUUAUUAAUUCAAAAAUUUUAAAAAAAUUAAAAAGGAAGGUUGUCCUAAAUUACAUUUGUGAAUUGUGAAAAAAAAAUAAUUAAAAGUAAAUACAAUUUUUUUUUUUAAAUAUCGAGCUAAAUUGAGCAAUGUUGACGGAAGCGUAAAUUUUCAGCACAAUGUAUCAUAAGUUCCUUUUAUGCUCGUUGAUUGAAAGACGGAACAAUGCGACCGCGACACAGAGGAAAGGAUCGCAAAAAAAAAACGUUAGGCUUACCCUAAUACAAGUAUAUCGCCAUAUAGGGUAAGCCAAGAACUAUUGGAAAGAGUUUUCCCUCAAGUACAAACCGUCGGCACUAAAACUGUAUGAAUCGAAGAAUGCACCGUGAACAUAAUGUCGUGGCUGGCACAAAACUGAUUAUGACUUUUUCCUCUUUAAUAAUAUGGACUACCAAAUUGAAGAUUUGGUCAAAGAAGACUUAAGAUCACUUGACCGGAACGGAGAAAUUUUCUCCGGUUAAAGUUGUACGUCCGCGAGCUAGAGAAAUGCCAUGACUGCUUGGCAGACUUUACCAAACAAAAUGACAACUUCUAUUGUGACACGAACAGCAUAAAUGUCAUUAUCAAUGAGAGGGAUGAUUUAAUUUUCGCCAGUAAACAACUGAAUGUGGAUUUCCCAAAGGACGCGGUGUCCAACGCCUUCGGGAAAGCCUAUCGAAUUUUCUAUUCCUGCAUACGGGCACAUAUACUCGAAAAAAAUAUUGGAAAAAGGACACGGGCGACAAUUGUGUCCAGAUGCCUCUUCUUCACGCUCUCUCCUGCGAGAAGAGAUAAAAGCAUACCGUUAAUCUAUUAUGUUAUAUACUAUACGUACUAUUAUUAACUAAUACUAAAAUAUAGGAGCAAUCCGCAAAAAACAUUACCCGCAAAUGUAAUUAAAAAUAUAUGUAGUAUUGUUAUUAUAAUUAUAUGUAUAUAUAUUGCUAUAAAAUUUUAGUUUUAAAUCAAGUUAAACAAUAGACCCACGUGGGAUGCCACCCGUGAGGAAGGUGUAUGGGAAUCUUAGUAUGAUUGGUUUCAAACACCUUUGGAUUAUCUUUUUUUCAUUUCUCGGUAGAUAUUUGAAUAACACCCCGAAUAAAAUUAUUCAAUUCAGAGGUAUAUGAUAAUGUCUCUUACAA